Messenger RNA from Triticum aestivum (bread wheat), 408 nucleotides. RefSeq names its product peamaclein. The coding region runs from base 1 to 285 and encodes 94 amino acids. NCBI's taxonomy places the organism in Eukaryota, Viridiplantae, Streptophyta, Magnoliopsida, Poales, Poaceae. The record is from RefSeq and is a predicted model, not a curated record. The transcript is spliced from 2 exons.
AUGAAGCUUCGCCCCACCGCCACCACUGUGGCUCUCCUCCUCUUCCUCCUCUUAGCAUCCUCGUCUCUGCGUGCCGCCAUGGCUGGAUCAGCGUUCUGCGACAGCAAGUGCAGGGUGAGGUGCUCCAAGGCGGGGCGGCACGACGACUGCCUCAAGUACUGCGGGAUAUGCUGCGCCCAGUGCAACUGCGUGCCAUCGGGGACCGCCGGCAACAAGAACGAGUGCCCCUGCUACCGCGACAAGACCACCGGCCAAGGCGCGCGCAAGAGGCCCAAGUGCCCAUGAUCCACCACCACCCUCCGCCGCCCAUGGCGUCUACACGCCAUAUGCCUGAACUGGAUGCAUCCCUAGCUAACAUGUCGUACUAUGCCGCGGAUCAUAGCAUAUGCGUGUAAAUCAUGAUCUGGA